Molecule: messenger RNA, 810 nt
Organism: Pseudocercospora fijiensis CIRAD86
Lineage: Eukaryota; Fungi; Ascomycota; Dothideomycetes; Mycosphaerellales; Mycosphaerellaceae
Exons: 6
Coding region: 16-642 (208 amino acids)
Source: RefSeq, a predicted model, not a curated record
GGCAUAGUCUUCGACAUGGACGGCACAUUAUGCGAACCACAGAACCACAUGUUUGGAGAAAUGCGAGAAGCACUGCGAAUCGACACGGAAAUCGAUAUUUUGGAUCACAUUCAUUCUUUGCCGGAGAGGGAGCAGAGGGAGGCUUUUGGGAGGGUGCGGGAGAUUGAGUCUAGAGCGAUGGAGAAGCAGGUUCCUCAGGCGGGACUUGUGGUUUUGAUGGAGGAGUUGGAUCGGUUUGGGAUCCUUAAAGGGAUUUGUACGAGGAAUUUCGACACGCCGGUCGAUCAUCUUCUAAAGAAUCAUAUCCCGAGUCAUUUGAAGCCUUUUUCUCCGGUUGUGACGAGAGAUUUCAGGCCUCCGAAGCCUUCGCCUGCUGGAAUACUGCAUAUCGCUCAUGCCUGGGGCUUGGUGGACAAUUCGAAGGUGCCGGAAACACCACCAGAGGAGAGACUGCUCCCUUUGGUUAUGGUCGGCGAUUCUGUCGAUGAUAUGGCUGCGGGACGUGAUGCUGGUGCAUUGACUGUGUUAUUGCGCAGCGAGGGCAAGGAGGAGCUCGAGACUGAUUCUCGCACUGAUGUGGCGAUUAGCAGACUUGAUGAGCUUGUCGCUUUACUUCGAGAUGGGCUCAAGCCCCAGAGGUGAUAAGGUUAUGUUUGAGACACUAGAAUUCCCGUCGCCGGUAUAGAAGUUAUAGAAGAAUAGAUAUGAGCCAACGAUUCAAGUUGAUAACAAUCUGCCCGAUUAAACUUAAGACUAUCCUCAUAUACAGAACUCUACAUGAGCUAAACGAGCUUCGCUUGGCUGGGUACU